AUUUUGAGGAACAUUAACUGCAGCUGGAAAAAACAUGACUGUCAAAGGAACUUUCUUUUUGCUUUGGAGAUUUUUUUGGCUCUUUCUAUACGUUAACCCCUCUAUCACAUAUUCGCUGAAAAAAUGCACCAUAAUAUAUCAGGAGAAUUCAUCCGCUGAUGUUUUGGUGGAUUGUGCAUACAGGAAACUUAUGACUUUUCCUGAUGAUAUCCCUAAACAUGCUACUUCAUUAGAUCUCUUAUGCAAUGAGGUUAAAAGAAUUAACAGGGAAGAUUUAAGUGAGAUGUCUAAUCUGAAAAACCUGAAUCUAAGAAGUAAUGACAUUUCUCAUGUGGAUGAUAGAUCUUUUAAUGACUUGACCUCAUUGAAAAUUCUCUCCAUUCGUUGUAAUAGACUAACCAACCUGACAAACAAUAUGUUUAAGGGCCUGUUCAACCUCACUGUACUUGACCUUUCUGAAAACCAAAUUAAUCUUAUUGAAAACUCUGCUUUAAAGUCUCUAAUCAGCUUAGAGUUCUUAGAUUUGAGUGACAAUCAGCUUUACAAAAUCACCGACAUUAUACCCAUCCUACAGCUACCGCAAAUAAGGAGGCUUAGCCUAGAUUGUAAUAAUUUUUCUACUUUUGAGACCAAGGACCUACCGAUGAAUCUGUCUUCAAGCCUAAAUGAGUUGAAGGUUUCUAGUUGUAGCCUAAAUUUUUUCAGCAUAACAACAUCAAUCUUUCCCUUCCUCCAGAAGUUCGAUGUUUCCAAAUGUGGGUGCUCAGUACCAGCGAAGUGUGAAGUACCUGACAAAGCUUUAGUUAAAAAUAUCUCACAGCUUAUCAUCAAAGAAAUGUCCUAUGAAUGUAUUGAACAACUCCUCACAAAUCUUUUAUCUUUGCAUCAUUUGCAGUUAGUUGAAAUGGAGGAAUAUAUUAGAAAAGGACUACUGUCAAAAGUCUGCAAAAUAACAAAAGUUAAGAGACUGGAUUUGUUUGACAAUGAUCUUGACAAUUUCACCACUGAGCUUUCAACAUGCUCUCAGCUCAUAACACUGGAUCUGUCAAAGAACAGGAUAGCUGAAUUACCAAAAGGGUCCAUACAACAAAUGGAGCUACUGCAGUCCUUAAACGUGAGUCACAACCUUCUUUCCAAAGUUCCCCACGAUGUCCGAAGCCUUGCCUGCCUUAAAAUCUUAGACUUGAAUUCCAAUCGCAUCUUGGAGUUAACCUGCGAAGAUUUUAUGAACGCAACAAAUCUUACAGAGCUUUACCUAAACGAAAACCGUAUUGUCAAACUUGAUAAGUGUGUUGUUCAAAAUCUCACAGAUUUAAAGCGUUUAGAUUUGAGUAAUAAUCUGCUCCGGAGAUUUGGAGACACAUUUAAAGUUGCUUUAAAAAAAUUGGAGUUCUUGGAUUUGACAGAUAGCCAUAUAUUGUCUUUAAGGACAAAGGACUUUCAGAGUUUGGAGUCACUUAAGCAGUUAAAUGUUGCUACAUACUUUUUUACUAAGACGAAACCUAAAAAAGCUCUUUUACAAAAAGAACCUGUCAUUCAUGGAUUACAGCAGCUAGAAAACUUUACAAUAGAAUUCACCUCUGAAGACGCUUUGACAGUUCCCAAUUUAAGCAUUUAUAAGGGUGAAAAUAUUCCUUUCAAGUCAAUGAAAAGACUGACAGCUGUUUGUUUCGGGGAUCAUACCGGCCUUCCCUUCAACAUACCAACAGAAAUGCUUAAUGGAAUGGAAAAUUUGGAGACUUUUACAGCUGUGAAUAUCUAUGCUUUCCCUCCAUAUGUUGAUAUGUUUAUGUUUAAUACAAAACUCAAGAGUCUAUCAUUUGCCGAAACGGAUCUGUCAAAAAUGAAUCCUGAGUUAUUUCAUCCAAUCCAGAACUUACAGGCUUUGGAUCUUUCCAAUUCUAAGUUGAUAUCUUUGGAUUUCCUUGUAAAGGCCAAUCUUUCUGCUCUCAGAUUCCUAAAACUGAGCAACAAUGAGCUUACUGUGAUUAAUGAGACUGUCUUCCAGUCUCUCCCCUCUCUAACGUACUUGGACCUGAGCAAAAACCCGUUUACUUGUGAUUGUUCAAAUGCAGGUUUUAUCAGAUGGGCAAAAAGCAACAAGCAAACACAAGUGGCAAACACGCAUCAGUACAUAUGUUCCUUUCCUGUCAACGAGCAAGGACAUUUUUUACUAGAUUUUGACAUUAACUACUGUUUGAACAAUGGCAGCUUUUUUUACUUCGUUUCCAGCACUUUUCUGGUUGUUCUUACUCUCCUUAUAUCCUUCAUCCACCACUUCCUGAAGUCGCACCUAGUCUAUGCAUUCUACCUAUUCAAGGCCUAUCUGUAUGACAGUAGGAAGAGGAUGAAGGAAGGCCCUCAUAAAUUUGAUGCCUUUAUUUCCUACAAUGCCCAUGAUGAGGACUGGGUUUACAGCAAGAUGGUUCCAGUGCUAGAGGGAGAGCAGGGCUGGAGACUUUGUCUGCAUCACAGAGACUUCCAACCAGGUAAACUCAUGCUUUAUUUAUUUUAUAAGGUCAAGCAUGAGAUCAAGCUGUCAGAUCCCACUGCUUUUAAACAGCGACCAAGACCCAUCCACCCCCAAGAUGUGGAUGCUGUGCGAUAUUACCGCCGGUUUGUGGAAGGCUUCUCAUCAGUGGUCAAACCUCUUAAUGAGCUAACAGCUGGAUACCCACCCUGUGAAAUUGCUGACAAACAAAGAACCGAUUCAGUCAUUCAGCACAUCAUCGCUCAGUUGGAACGAGGGGAAAACCCACAGCCAUCUCUGAGGGAACAGCUCCCCGAUCUGCCAUUACUCCUGCGAGAGCUUACACGUCUGGAGCUCCGUAAUAAUGUUCUCGUCAGGAAAAGGAACAUUGGAGGUGAGCUUACUUACCAACUUGUACUUCCAGAGGAAUGGCGGGCUGAGGUCCUCAACCAGCUUCAUGACCAGAUGGGCCAUUUAGGAACAGAGAGGACUCUGGAGCUGUAUGUUGAAAAUCUCAAGUCACACCUAAAAGAAAGUUACAAGAUUGCAACUGAAAACUCUGAGAAAGUCAUAUGGAAGAACAAACUCAGAUUCGACAAGCAAGUCACAGCCGCAGAACUCUCAUUUGGAGAUAGAGUCCUGGUUAGGAAUGUCAAACUACGAGGCAAGCACAAGCUCGCAGACUGGUGGGAGUCGGAUGUGUAUAUUAUUCAGAAGAAAGCCGGCACUCUUCCAGUAUACACAGUUAAACCAGAAGGCAAAGAUCGUCCCAUCAGAACUCUCCACCGUGACCUGCUGUUGCCAUGUGGCUACCUGUCUCCAGCCUCCAAACCAGAACAAAUAAAGCCAACAGUGAUUGCACCCGUGACUUCAGAAAAUUUAGAUCUUCCAGAUCUUGAAAAUGAAGAAGUGUUCUUACCUGAUUUGUCUGAUUAUUCCAGCUCUUAUCUCACCAGAAUUACAACUGAGGUUGACUUGCCUGUUCCUCCAUCUACUGUCGCUCCUAUGCCUGUGGAUCCGCCUGGCCAGCACUCACAAGGCUCCAUGGAAGGAAUGGUUGCUGAGGAACAGGAAGUAGAGUCUGGACCUGAACCUACUGCUAAACUGGGCAUGGAGCAAAUAGCUGAAGAUGCAGCAGAUUCUGCCGACUCGGAGCCUCUCGAGGAAAACUUCUUCCCUCAAUCAGGACCCGUCUCUCCUCAGCCAGAAGCUACAUCCCCUCCAGAACAAACCAGCAUGUUAAGUGAUUCUACUGCUUCAGAACUCUCUAGUCCAGAUCCUGAACCACUUGUCCGAUGCUUGACUCGAACACGUCAGCCACCAUCUCGUCUGCAGUAUUCGAAACUUUGGCAUCCACUUCUGCAAAGCAUCCAGUCGCUGUUCCAAGGACUCAGUACAGCUUUUACAUCUGCUUUGGAACUGGAUGAGACUUCCAUGACCUCGGCAUCAUAUGACGGUGUGAUGUGUCACCAGCCGCUUGCAU
Messenger RNA from Cyprinodon variegatus (sheepshead minnow), 3953 nucleotides. Its product is annotated as toll-like receptor 13. The transcript has 5 exons. The record is from RefSeq and is a predicted model, not a curated record. Gene Ontology annotation, molecular function: protein binding. The annotation marks the transcript as partial. Lineage: Eukaryota; Metazoa; Chordata; Actinopteri; Cyprinodontiformes; Cyprinodontidae. Gene Ontology annotation, biological process: signal transduction.